Dromaius novaehollandiae (emu) is the source of this 2979-nucleotide messenger RNA. It is a transcript of the gene DNAJC28, whose product is annotated as DnaJ heat shock protein family (Hsp40) member C28. The coding region runs from base 1640 to 2749 and encodes 369 amino acids. The transcript is spliced from 2 exons. NCBI's taxonomy places the organism in Eukaryota, Metazoa, Chordata, Aves, Casuariiformes, Dromaiidae. The record is from RefSeq and is a predicted model, not a curated record.
AGAGCGCCUCUUCCUGUGGGGCAACCCUUUUGCGGUGAGGGCGCCGAGUGCCUGACUCCCAGCGUGCCGUUAACCGCCUCUCUAGGCCGCUGUCCCAGGGCGGCCGCCCGCACAGCCCCUGCGGAGCCCGCAGGGGCGGGUGUUGGGGGCCGCCGUUGGGGCGCUGACGUCAGCGGGGCGCGCGCGGAGCCGCGGGGGCGGGGCUGCCGCCCGCCCUGCGGGUGCGGUGGCUGCUCCGUGCCUUGCCCUUGGCGGCUCCUCGGCCUUGUCUCCCUCGUGCAGCCCCGCAGAAAAUCGAGCCUGCUUUAAACGGCAGGGGGCUAAAAAUCCCCCCUGCCUUCAGUGGCAGGAGGUGGACGAGUAGCUGAACGCUCGGAGGUCCGUUGUAUACAGAAGUGAGGUCUGUCCCAUGAAUAGGGCGGAAUGGUUUUCUUGCAAAGCCCUCCUUCUGGGAAACGUAACCUCCUCUCUGAUGUACACCACAGGAUUGAGGCCAAAAUCGGCGCCAGUUGGACUGUAAGGUUUUAUUGUAGCACCUGUAGAGGGAGUGUAACGGUACAAAAGAUACAGCUUCGCCUGAAUACUGUACAUUAAGCAACAUGCAUGUUAUUUUGCAGUAUUUCUAUUUAAUAUGCAUCCAAAAUUAAAACUUACGGAUCAUACUUGUGUUUUUUAAUGGAUACAGUCUGAAACAUAAAGAACUUCUGCCCCGAUUUUAAAGGCUUGUUUGUGUCUAAGCAGCUUUAUUUGAUAACAGGCCUUGAACCCAAGAGCCAUUUAAAUUUUAUACUUUUUAAAGUGUAAAUAUAUUAAAAUCAAAUCUACAGAGGUAUGAGAAAGUUUGUCUCUGAUGAAUAUACUGAGUUUGGGUAUGGUAUGCAUUGAUUUUUUCUUUCAUUUAAGUAGUAGUUAUGUGAGUUUUAUGGCCAUAUGGAACUAUAAUCAUAAUCUUUGCCUAGGGUCUAAAAGGAGAGAAAUCACUAGUCUAGAUCAUAAAUUAAAACAACAUAUUAUAUUAAUAAAAUCCCUCAGAAUAACUGCAAGCUGAUGGUUUGGUCCCUUACCUGGAUCAAAACUUACUAAAAACAUUCAGGAUAGAGCCAACCUUUGAUCCAGUCCCAAGUGUCUCAGUUUCCCUUCCCUUUGCAGAAGGGUUAGUGCAGAAAUGCAAUUCUUUGUAUGCAGAACAUAGAAACUAUAAAUUCCUUUGACCUAAGUUAACCUUGAUUUAAUCUAAUUUUCUGUUUGGAAAGGAAGUCAACAAAGGAUCUGUUGGAGUCGGUGAUGAAUCUGAAAAAGGAGACUUUUUUAGCACAGUUUAUAUGGCAUUUCUUACAAUUCUCAUUAAUAAAGAGAAGUUCUCUUUAUCUUUCUACCCGACUUUUAUGUCAGAGACUUACUUCUUAUGUUGCUUUUGUCUAAAGUUGUUCUUUUUGCUGUUUCCCGAAAUCAUUCAGAAGCACUUGCGUUCCUGACAGAAUGAGAUGCUGUCGGCUAUUGAUCUCUUCCGAGUUCCAGAUUUAUUACUUACCUAACACAAAUGAAGGAGAUUGGCUACUAGGAUAUAGGAGCCCUGCUGGGAUACGGUCAUUAUGAAGUAUGUAGCUGCAUCCGAAGAAAUAUAAAGUGGCUUUGUGUCAUGUUGACUAACAAGAUAGGGCAUCAUUUAAUGUUGCGUCAAGCAAUGAUUCCAAGACAGCUGAAACUGUUUCCCUGUAUUCAUGGCAAUAGACUGUUAUCAGGUUACAAACCUAAAAGCAAUGUGAAGGACUCUUACAGAAUUCUUGAGCUGCAGGAAGGAUGUUCCCUUGAUGAUAUCAGGAACUCAUACCGAAAUCUUGCCAAAAAAUACCAUCCGGACAGCGGUUCUGUCACAGCUGAUUCUGAAGCAUUUAUGAAAGUGGAAGAAGCAUACAGAGUUGUGCUCAGUGAUGUGGCAAACAAAAAGAAAUCCAGUGAGGAUGAAGAGGAAGACCAGUUCAAAUCGAAAUCGCUACAGCAUAGACACUACUUGAGUUUUGAAGGUGUUGGUUUUGGAAUGCCAAGCCAAAGAGAAAGGCAAUACAUGCAAUUUCGAGUAGACCGUGCUACUGAACAAGUGUUGGAAUACCGGAAGCAGAGACUAGAAGGCCAGUGUGCUGUGACUGACCUAAUGAAAGCCAAAGAUGUGAGACAGAGCAAAAAGGUGAAAAUAACGCAAGCAGUUGAACGGUUGGUUGAGGACCUCAUCCAGGAAUCAAUGGCUAAAGGAGACUUUGACAACCUCAGUGGUAAAGGAAAGCCAUUGCAGAAAUUUUCAGACUGUCCACAUAUUGAUCCUAUGACUCACAACCUGAACAGAAUUCUUAUAGACAAUGGAUACCAGCCAGAAUGGAUCUUGAUGCAGAAAGAAAUAAGAGAAACGAUAGAGCAAUUAAGAAAGGGUAUAGUGGCAUCUAGGAAUAAGCUUGGAGGGCCAAUGACGCCAUAUAGACAGAAGCAAUGGAACUGUAUUUGUGAGCAAUUUAUAGAAGAUAUCAGGAAAUUAAACAAAAGAAUUGACAGUUUCAAUUUAGUUGUUCCUCUUCUGAGCAGGCAAAUGGUGCACUUUAACGCAGACAAAGAAAUUGUACGAGCACAAAAGACUUAUGAAGCUUUGAUGGAAAAGAGACAGGCUUCUAAUUCGGACACAAAGGAAAUUGAACAGGAAAAUGUUAAAAGGUUUGGGUUGAAGCCUUUAUUUAAGUGGUUAAAUCUUAUGUUGAAAUAAGAUAAUAUUGAUCCAUCUGUCUUGUCAAGAUUUUGAAUGAACUUUAUUCAUGUAGCAUAAAACAUGUAGCAUUAGAAAGAGACAUUUCAGGUAUACUGAAUAUAUAAAUUACACCUGUCUAUUGUUACAACAGUUAAAAGGAAUUGGGUUGUCUGAUGUGCGUUUGCAGGUGCUUAAUAGAUUUCUCUGUGCAUACAGUAAGGAGCAAAUAAAUUGUCUCUGUUACACUC